CAUUCAUUUCAACGAGGAGUUUAGUCAUGAUGCCGCUCUGAAGUCACGUCUGUAAACGAAACGCGUGAGCUUGGUGGGUGACGAGGGUGCGAAAGGGGCGUGCUGGAAGCAAACAUCACAGGCUACCCGAUCUUUUGCCACAGUCCUGCCUCGCCAUUAAUCCUGCGUCUGACCGAAGCGAGGCUGUCCUGUCUUCCUCCCUCCCUCCCUCCCUCCCUCCUUUACCGGGCGCCAGACGCACUCCGGUGGCGGCGGUGGACCGUCCGGAUGUGAUCUCCGCGGCUCCCCGGGAGCAGGAAUGAAAGCCACACUGCCAUAAAGGAGCGUCGAGUCUCCGCGUCGGCCCCUUUUCAGCGGAGCGCUGACUUUGACCGGCGGAGAGAUGAGGAUUCCUCGGACCGAUUUAGCCUUGACAUUCUGGCUAUUCAUAGAGGCUGUAGAGGCCAAAAAGUACUGCUGGUAUUUUGAAGGCGGAUACCCCAUAUACUUCAUAUGUCGCUCAUACGAGGACUGCUGCGGGACUCGCUGCUGCGUGAGAGCUCUGUCCAUCCAGAGACUCUGGUAUUUCUGGGUGCUGCUGAUGAUGGGCGUGCUGUUCUGCUGCGGCGCCGGCUUCUUCAUCCGUCGAAGGAUGUACCCGUCGUCUCUGAGAGAUGAGCCUGCCUUCAACGUGUCCUUCACCAGACACGCCGUCACCACGCCAGUUUCCCAGCAGCCAGGAAGCGUGCAGGGCUUCAGUGUGAACGGGAUGACGGCCGGUGACCCCGCGCUCGCCAUGACGCACCCCGCGUACCCGCCGCAGCCCGGCUCCGCCCACAUGAUGCUGGCCCCUUACCCGCCACCGCCAUCUUACUGCAACCACCCACCACCGUCCUAUGAACAAAUUUUCCACAACGGGGACAAGAAGUAAUAUCUGCAAGCACAAAAAA
Molecule: messenger RNA, 929 nt
Organism: Hippocampus comes (tiger tail seahorse)
Lineage: Eukaryota; Metazoa; Chordata; Actinopteri; Syngnathiformes; Syngnathidae
Gene: vopp1b
Product: VOPP1 WW domain binding protein b
Exons: 5
Coding region: 383-910 (175 amino acids)
Cellular component (GO): cytoplasmic vesicle membrane
Source: RefSeq, a predicted model, not a curated record